CUCCCCCUUUCGCCUCUUCGGCCAUGCACACUGAGGCGUCUGGCCAGCUGGGGGCUGUGUGUCGCUGGCUGGAGCGGGCCUCCAGAUGGCGGCACGCUCGGCGUCGCCUUCUUCAUUCCUUUCUUCGUGAGCAGCAGGACCAGGAUGUCCUCUCCCUGACCCUCACCCUCAUGACCGGCGGCGUGCUGGGCAAUCGCGGCCAUGCGGCCACCCACCCGGCGACAGGGCCGCACCCCGUUCGUCAGCAUGCCUCUCGGGCCUUUCUCCGCCAGGCCGAGCCUCACCAUGCCCAUGAGCUCCCGUCACUGGCCGACGCAGCAGCCGAGGCUCUCGGCCGAUUGACCCGGGUGUGCGGGCGCUGCACCACACUCCUCCAGGCCAGUGCCGACCCGGAGUAUCGGCUACUCCUGGAUCGGCUCCGUGCUAUAAGCGCGGCGAUUCCCCCGGAGGAUGACACAACUGUGACUUGGUUCGGUCGGAUGCUCGCGGGUGACGUGCCCCAGGCAGCGGGCUUCGCCCUGGCCUUGGUGGAUGCCCUUGGUCGGGAAGUCGCCGGGCUGCCCGACGAUGCGAGGGCAUCGGGCGAUCUCUAUCGCGGUGCCCGCUCCGUUCCUUCGGAUGAGGUGGCCCUCUUUCAGUAUUUCCGGCCCCACCUGUCAGCUCGGCCGGCCUCCGGUGCAUCCUUCCGCGCUGCUCUCCUGUCCAUGAAAGGCCGCCUGCUGGUCGAGCGGAAGUAUGACGGCGAGCGCCUCCAGGCGCACUUUGCCCGUCCGGGCACGGGCUCGGGCCUCGGCGCCGGCUGGCGGUUUUGGUCCCGGCGCGGGGUCGACUGGACAGCACGCCUGGCCGGAAGGGUGCUGGCCGACCAUUUGACGGCCGCAUUGGCCGGGUCGGUGACCGAUGUGAUCCUCGAUGGGGAACUGAUUGCUUGGUGUCCCGUGGCCCGGCGGAUCUUGCCAUUCUCCUUUGUGCGACCGGCGUCGUCUGGCGGUACGCAAGGCAUCCGCUCCCUCUGGUUGACCCCCGCCCCCUCCCCAUGCUGGGCCUAAUCAAUCGGUCAGUCGCCGGGCAUGC
Messenger RNA from Fonticula alba, 1074 nucleotides. RefSeq lists its product as hypothetical. The coding region runs from base 24 to 1049 and encodes 341 amino acids. The transcript has 6 exons. NCBI's taxonomy places the organism in Eukaryota, Rotosphaerida, Fonticulaceae. Gene Ontology annotation, biological process: DNA recombination; nucleotide-excision repair, DNA gap filling; double-strand break repair via nonhomologous end joining. Gene Ontology annotation, cellular component: DNA ligase IV complex. Gene Ontology annotation, molecular function: DNA binding; DNA ligase (ATP) activity; ATP binding. The record is from RefSeq and is a predicted model, not a curated record.